AUGUCCACGAUUAAGACCUUCCUUGGCAACGAAAACUCCCCCGAUACAUCCCAUGAAUUUACCAAAGAUGUCAAGACCACAAUACAAGACCCAGAGUCCCCUAUUCAACCAGAAGACGAAUAUGUUGGAGACUUCGAAGAAAUUUCGACUGUCAGGCAAGGCCUUCACCAGAGACAUAUUCAAAUGAUCGCUUUGGCUGGUACUAUCGGAACAGGUCUCUUCCUUAGUUCUGGUCGAGCAAUUUCGCGUUCUGGUCCCCUGGGCGCCUUUCUAGGAUACUUAGUCAUGGGUUGUGUUGCUGGCACUGUAACUCUUGCGAUAGGCGAGAUGGGUACACUUGUUCCUUUGACUGGUGGAAUAGUCCGCUACGCGGAAUAUUUUGUUGACCCGGCACUAGCGUUUGCCAACGGUUACAAUGUGGUAUAUUCUUACCUUGUGUCUAUCCCCGCAGAGAUCGUGGCCGCUGCUGUACUAGUGCAGUUCUGGUCUGACCUCAAUAGUGCGAUUUGGAUCACUAUCUUUGGGUUGCUUAUGGUGUGUACCGCUUUGCUCUUUGUGAGAGUAUAUGGAGAACUCGAAUUCGCCUUCUCCAUGAUGAAGAUAUUGCUGAUAAUUGGAGUGAAUAUAAUGGCUCUUGUAAUCACCUGUGGUGGCGGUCCGGAUCAUAAAACCAUCGGGUUUGAAUACUGGCGGAAUCCUGGGCCUUUCGUUCAGUACCUUGGGAUCGGUGGCGCUCUUGGUCGCUUUCUCGGUGUUUGGACCUCUCUGAAUAAUGCCCUUUACGCCUAUUCGGGGAUUGAAACAAUUACUGUCGCUGCCGCAGAGACAAAAUCGCCAAGGCAGGCUAUUCCACAAGCCGCGAAGCGGAUUUUCAUUCGUAUAUUGGUUUUCUACGGUAUGUUGACUCUCAAAGAGAACGAAACACCUCUUUUCAAAUCUGACCUCUUCCUUUCAGUCAUCUCCAUCUUCAUGGUCGGCCUUGUGGUCCCCUCCAAUGAGCCUAGACUCAGUAAUUCUAGCGGGACAGCUUCUGAGUCUCCCUUUGUGAUUGCAGCUACUCUGGCUGGAAUUAAGGUCGUGCCAUCAAUUAUCAAUGCUGUCAUUAUCACAUCGGCAUGGUCUUCAGGCAACUCGAAUAUGCUCGGCGGGACCAGAGUGUUGGUUGGGCUGGCGAUGAACGGUCAAGCCCCAAAGUUCUUCACUCGACUUAACAGAUUUUCCGUCCCAUUCAUCGCAAUUUCGCUCUACGGUCUAUUCAUGUGUCUGGGAUACAUGUCGCUCUCCUCGACCGCCAGCACCGUGUUUAAUUGGCUACAAGACCUUGUCUCUAUCACGACUCUGACCAACUGGAUGACUAUCCUGAUCACCUAUCUUCGCUUCUACUACGGUUGCAAGAAACAAGGAAUCUCUAGGAAGUCCCUACCGUGGGCGACACCGCUGCAACCAUAUAUCAGCUGGGCCUCACUUUUCAUGCUCACCAUCCUGCUCAUCACGGGCGGGUACUCAACUUUUAUCAAGGGAAAUUGGGAUGACGAAACAUUUGUCUCCUCGUAUAUUAAUAUUCCCCUUUUCCUCAUCUUCUAUUUUGGGUACAAGUUUAUUCGGAAGACAAAGAUCGUCCCCUUGGAAGAUAUCCCCAUCCAGCCCUUUAUCGAUAUUGCCAAUCGGAAUCCAGAGCCUGUGGCAAAGCCAAAGAAAGGUCUUCGCAGGCUGAACGUUUUAUGGAACUGA
Penicillium crustosum is the source of this 1731-nucleotide messenger RNA. RefSeq lists its product as uncharacterized. Gene Ontology annotation, biological process: amino acid transmembrane transport. Gene Ontology annotation, molecular function: amino acid transmembrane transporter activity. NCBI's taxonomy places the organism in Eukaryota, Fungi, Ascomycota, Eurotiomycetes, Eurotiales, Aspergillaceae. The transcript has 2 exons. The record is from RefSeq and is a predicted model, not a curated record. Gene Ontology annotation, cellular component: membrane. The coding region runs from base 1 to 1731 and encodes 576 amino acids.